UUAAACAUAGAUUAUGGUUCAUAUAUUUGGUUGUCAGCUUCUGUCUUGGCUCGUUACAUAAUUUACAAAAAAGCCUACAUAGAAGGAAAGACUGUUCUAGAAAUUGGAUGUGGAACUGCUCUUCCUGGUAUCUUGGCAGCAAAAUUGGGUGCAAAAGUAAUUUUAUCAGAUAGCAAAAAAUCGCCUUAUAUAUUUGAAAAUAUUUUGAGAAAUAUUAAAGAGAAUCAUUUGACGAAUGUUGAUAUCCUUCAACUAGACUGGGGUUUAUUUAACUCUGCAAUUUUAAACUGUCAACCAAUUGAUGUUGUUUUGGGGUCAGAUUGUUUAUAUAAUUCCAAAGAUUUUGAUAAAGUUUUGUCAACCGUCUCAUAUUUAUUGGCUAAUAAUUUGAUGGCAGAAUUUUGGAUGGCUUAUGAAUCAAGGAGGCAAGUGAAAAUUUUUGUUUGA
Messenger RNA from Helobdella robusta, 447 nucleotides. RefSeq lists its product as hypothetical. Gene Ontology annotation, cellular component: nucleus; cytoplasm. The record is from RefSeq and is a predicted model, not a curated record. The annotation marks the transcript as partial. The transcript is spliced from 3 exons. Lineage: Eukaryota; Metazoa; Annelida; Clitellata; Rhynchobdellida; Glossiphoniidae.